This is a messenger RNA of Elaeis guineensis (African oil palm), 783 nucleotides long. NCBI's taxonomy places the organism in Eukaryota, Viridiplantae, Streptophyta, Magnoliopsida, Arecales, Arecaceae. The record is from RefSeq and is a predicted model, not a curated record.
AUGCCAGAGCUAUUGUAUAAGGCUUAUAUUGACUAUGAGAUAUCAUGGGGUGAAUACGAGAGAACAAGGCAACUCUAUGAGAGGUUACUUGAUCGAACAAAGUACUUGAAGGUAUGGAUUAGUUAUGCCAAGUUUGAGACUUCAACUGAUAUGGAAGAUGAAGAGAUAACUUCAUUGUUCUGUGGAGACCCUCUGAAACCACCAUUACUUCUACUCGGGAUCUGCGGUACCACCGCAUUUGUGAGCAUGUGGAUGAAUAACACUGCAGCGGCAGUGAUGAUGAUGCCGGUGGCCACUGGAGUGCUGCAGAGGCUCCCCCAGGGGGAUUCAGUCCACCCGGACAUUAGGCGGUUCUGCAAGGCGGUGAUACUUGGAGUAAUCUAUUCGGCAGCGAUCGGAGGAAUGAGCACCUUGACAGGAACAGGUGUUAAUCUCAUCUUGGUGGGGAUGUGGCAGAGCUACUACCCUCAGGAGAAGCCCAUCAGCUUCAGCACUUGGUUCUUCUUUGGGUUCCCUCUGGCUCUACUCCUCUUCUUUGCUCUGUGGGGUAUCCUCUGUCUUCUAUACUGUUCCAAGAAUUCAGAGAAGGCACUUUCUGCUUACUUGGAUAGAACUCACCUGAAGAGGGAGCUCGAGCUACUAGGUCCUAUGGCUUUUGCUGAGAAGAUGGUUUUAACUGUGUUUGGAUUGCUUGUAGUUCUAUGGAUGACAAGAAGCCUAACGAAUGAUGUCCCUGGAUGGGGGGCUCUGUUUCAGGACCGUGUGGGUGAUGGAUCUGUCAGU